AUGUCUCUCCCACAAGAUACACGUGAUAAAAUUCCUAAAACUUAUGGACGACAUGAACCAACUGCAGAACCUCACCCUAUAUUGGAAACAUUUGACAAUGAUGUCGCUACAAGUUCUGGUCAAACUUCAACAUCAUAUUUUUCUUCGACUGCAGCCCCUUCGCAUAUAUAUCAAAACACAUUAACAUCUCCAUAUUCCCCCUCAGCCAAAACAAAUAUCUCACUUAACGUUCCUACAAAAGUUACAAGAACGUUCUUUGGUGACACUAGAAUACAUAUUGGCGAUAAUUUUCCAACUUUUUCAGAUGCAAUGCCUCACAAUCCUGUCACCCUAACCACCAUCACCACCCAACCCUCUCCAAUUCAAUAUCCCUCAAUCGGUUCUGCCGAUGUGCGAGGCCAUCAACGUGAAGCCUCUGAUCUAUCACGAGGUUUUUUGCGUUUGGACUCGAUGACCUUGAAAUUCUGUAAAAUUUGUCAGGAAACAGAAGAUACGACAGACAGUAGCUCACAUGCAAAAAACCGGUUGAUUUCUCCAUGUAAGUGUAAAGGUUCUUUACAGUACGUCCAUCUCAGUUGCCUGAAUGAAUGGCGUGCCACCACCUUACGUCAGGACGCUUCAUACCGAUGUGAAGUGUGCAAAUAUGAGUAUAGAUUUUAUAGACCAAGAUUGGCCAAAAUCUUAGAAAGCAAAAUUUUUCUUCACACUAUGACUUUUAUGAUAUUCCUUUUGGUUAUUUGUGUGACUUCGUGGAUUAUACUAGUGAUUGAUAUACAUCUAAUAAAUAAGCAUUCGCCACCUCAUCCCACUGCCCUCAACUCCUGGAUACAUACUAAUGUCUUAGGUAUGGAAGUUCUACACCUGAUCAUCGGGGCAAGUAUAAUAUCAUUUAUAGGUAUAUGUUACUUGAUGGUUAAGUUGUGUAAGAAUGAAUAUGAUUCGAUGGUGGGAGAUUGUUUUUGUUUUGAUAGUAGAGGUGCCAAUUGCUAUUUGUACUGUAAUGGAGGCUGUGGAGGAGACUGUGGGGAGUGUGCUGUGGUAUUGCUUUUUAUUAUCUUAGUUGUGAUAUUUUCAAUUGGGAUAUUUGGAGCGUUGAGCGCCGGUUAUCUCUUAAUUCAAAGGUUCAGUAGUAUCUACUUGGAUAGGAUUAAGGAGGUUAUUUUAGAAGUUCCAAAGGAUUAA
Molecule: messenger RNA, 1182 nt
Organism: Acaulospora colombiana
Lineage: Eukaryota; Fungi; Glomeromycota; Glomeromycetes; Diversisporales; Acaulosporaceae
Source: the annotation of a GenBank genome assembly